This is a messenger RNA of Synchiropus splendidus (mandarinfish), 3121 nucleotides long. RefSeq names its product UPF0687 protein C20orf27 homolog. The transcript has 6 exons. The record is from RefSeq and is a predicted model, not a curated record. Bases 254 to 823 code for a protein of 189 amino acids. NCBI's taxonomy places the organism in Eukaryota, Metazoa, Chordata, Actinopteri, Syngnathiformes, Callionymidae.
UUUUUGUAAUGCGCAACGCUCAAACAACGUCACGAGGUUCGCGACAAAAAUACGAUAUACACUUCAGUAAGCGUUUAAAGAUUUUAUUUCACUUAGUUCAUGUGAUUCUUGUCGGUGUGACGUCACGACCGGGCGCGCUCACAGGGUGUUCUGACGUCACAUUCUGGAGGACACGAGCGAUUCUGCAGCUGCUGCGAUGACGUCGCCAGCCCUGUCGUCGAUGUGAGAAUGUUCUGGACGACCUGAUAUCUUCAUGCACCUCUCACCCACUAACUCUGCUUCCAUGGCAACGGGGAGAAAAGACUCCACCUCUAAAGGCGGCGGCGUGCGUUUCAAUGACAACGACCAGCCCACACCAGGCUCUCCGACUCAGCGAGAUGACCAGUCCGACACCUCUUCCCUCAUCGCUGUCCUGGAGAAAGACGGCAGCUACCUGGUGAAGGCUGGUUUCCUGCGGAGCCACCACUGUUACGAGGUCACCUUCACCCUGCCAGAUGUCCCGGCUCUGGGUAAAGAGCCCUCCUGUCUUCCUACUUCUUCACCGUCACGAAAACCUCCCAACCUCAAGGUCCGACGAAUCAACAAAACGCUGGAGGGUGGACUCAAAGUCACGUGUGAGUACAAGACUCACCAGGAGGGGGUGCUACAGGAGGAGAUUGCAUUGGGAACUGGAGCGAGGAAGGAAACUCGUGUCAAGGUCAAGUUCCAGGCCAAGGUCAUAGACCCGCAUCAUGGAACCCCAGUGCUUCUGGACGGGGUGAAGUGUUUGGGCCCCCAGCGAGGCAUCCACACCAGGCGAGGCAGCGAUCGCAAGAAGAUGUGACGAGACGCAGCGCAGCUUUUCUGUUUGCUUCUGAGUAGAACAAUCACAUUACAGUUUGUGCUUGGUAGUUCGGGAAGCCAUAAUGUCUCUGUGGGGGAGAUACUUUGAACCAGCACCAAGCUCGACUUGGACCACCUCUACGCCCGGCACUGACUUGUGAACUCAGGUCUCAUUAAGUGAAUUUUGUCUCAGGUUUCUUUGGAAUUACUUUGAGUUUGGGAUUACAGAGGAGGCAGGGGAACCAUUUGGGCUCAAUGUUAGCAUUCACUUUAAUCAUGGAGACACAGUUAGUCCUCAUGACAAACUGUUUGUAACGUAGCUGUUACAAACUGCAGUCUCGCCAAGUGUCUGGGUGAUUGGCUGACAUCUAUGGCGCCAUCCCAGACCAGGAAGUAGCCUCAUUCCGUGAAGGUGAAAAGCUUGUUCAUUAAUGUGCAUUUUCCACUGGAAAUGAUUGAACAAAUCUUCUGAGAAGCAAAAUGUCAAGUCCCUCAAUUAAGUUCCACUUACUCAAGCGGACAGGUUUGGUACCUACACCAUCAGUUAGCUGGCACGCAUGCUAAAACAUGACGGAGGUGGAGAAACAGAGCCACAAUCUUCGGCAGCUUAGCAGAACCGCUGACUGGUUCAGUCGAGCAGGGGGAGAGAGAGAGAGAGAGAGCUAUAUCAACAUGUGCCAAUGGUAGCUGCGAACACAUUUGAGUGCCGGGCGUCAACACAAUCUUUCAUCAGGGCACAUUCUCUUUAGCUAUUCAUGACUUGACUGAACGUUGACACCGUCAUGGGCCAAAGACUGUCCAAACUAUCGAGGUAACCACAUUGUUUAAAUCCAUGUAGAGACAGCAGAUCUAGCACCAGUUACUUGUGGAAUAAAGAUGAGUGGAAAACUCAUUCGCUGUGGAAGCCUCUCCUUACUCCCUCAGUCACCCAGGAGAGACUCAAACCUGCAGCGGAGCCCUCUGUAUUGCCUGCGGGACCAGACUCCAGCGGAGUGACGGGGUUAAUUCAAUCAGAAAAGGUCAAAUUUAUUCUUCAUGAUUUCACAGUUAAACGCCUCCAAACAACCCGAAACCCCUAUAUUGACGUCAGCUACAGUUAACAUGGGUCAUUGAUUAUCAGGAUCAGGACAGGAAGUUAAUUUCAGUCUGGUUUCAAUGAGUUAAAUCUGCGUCAUGGCAACAGGACAGAUGAUCAGAGGGGCUUCGUUCCUGCCCGACUUAUUGGUGCAGGGGCUGAAGAAAGGGUGGAUGGUGUUGUGGAAAGUGUCAUUGAACGUAUAGAUCAGCAUCCUGGCGUCCACGUUGUAGAAGGAGACCAGACCUUUGUCACAGUCCACGUAAAUCCCGAUACGUGUGGGUCUCUGGUUCACCGUCAGGUUGGUCGAAGGUUCCGUUCGAAACGCAAAGUCGGUCCGAUCCCUCAGGCUGAGGAACCAGUACCCAUGAGCCGGACUCACAGUGAUUUUUCCUUUCCUGCUGAUGGACCGACUGGCCACUCCGAGAUCCCAGUCAGUUUUACUUCCAACCUCCACCUGGAUGGAAGAACAAGCGCCAUUGUGUAAAGACCCACCACUGGAGACGGUCCUUCACUUACCUCCCAGUAAUGCCGCCCUGAACUAAAGCCCUCACGAGCCAGGACGCACACCACCCGGUCAAAACGCUCAGGGUUGUCAGGUACGGCCUGAUGGCGCUCGCCGCAGUACACCUGCUUCCCAUCUGGUGACACCACCAGACGGGGGUGGGCCGUGUUGGGGUCUAGUGUGAUGUCAUCUGGCAUGUGAAGACAAGUUAAAGAGCAAGUUGCUAAGACCAUGAUACGUUUAAAGAAAAGAAAACCACGAAAACACACCUGCAUAUUCCUGCACUCUGCGGACCUCUGAAGACAAACACACAAGUUAAUCAUCAAAUCUUCCCCCAGGAUUUCAAUUUAAAUCCAUCAUCUUACUUGGGUUUGCUUUGGGAACAGACUGCUGGGAUGACACUUGCUGGCCUGCAAUAGGACACCAGAGGGUCACCUCAGCUGACAGGCUUAUGGAGUGAGGUGGAGAAGAGAGUGCAGGCAGAGUGCAGAGCAGGACUGUCACAGAGGUAUGUUUAGCGCCUCAAGAGUCAGAAGAGUCAGAGAUGAAGUGAAUAGAAAGGGCUGAAUGAGAAGUCGGUCCAUCAGUGGGACAGUUCAGAGACAAAGUUUGGGAGACGAGAUGGUGACUGGAGUGGAGAGACAGUUGGAGAGGACGACCACCAAUGAGACGAGGAGAACAAUAACAAGAGGAAUAGGGAGAAAAGGACUAUAGUCAGU